This is a messenger RNA of Cornus florida, 3025 nucleotides long. RefSeq names its product dynamin-related protein 3A-like. The transcript is spliced from 20 exons. Gene Ontology annotation, cellular component: cytoplasm; membrane; microtubule. Gene Ontology annotation, molecular function: GTPase activity; microtubule binding; GTP binding. Bases 207 to 2597 code for a protein of 796 amino acids. The record is from RefSeq and is a predicted model, not a curated record. Lineage: Eukaryota; Viridiplantae; Streptophyta; Magnoliopsida; Cornales; Cornaceae.
UCUAUACGCUUCCAUGGUACGCAUGUCAGAGAAAACGAAUAAUCAUACACGAUAGAAACUUCUUCGCUGCCUGUCUUGUCGCCUAAUUAAUAAAGUUCCUCAUCCUCCUCCUAUAUAUAUAUAUCCAAUUCCAUUCCAGGGUUUUAUAACGGUUUUACUCUCUGUGGUUGAAAGAGUGAAAGGUGAAAAUCGAAAUCAGUUGAAGAAUGGGAAAACAGGUGAUCUCAAUCGAUGAUGAGGACGCUCGCUUCUCUCCCUCCCUCUCUCUAAAUGAAAACCACAACAGUAGUACUGGUACUACUUCAAUCGGCUCCUCAGUGAUUCCGAUCGUCAACAAACUCCAAGACAUCUUUGCUCCGUUGGGAGUCGAACUCUAUUCAAAGAUUAAGAAGCUACCUCAGGUGGCCGUUGUGGGCAGCCAAAGCAGUGGGAAGUCUAGUGUGUUGGAAUCCCUCGUCGGCCGCGACUUCCUUCCUCGCGGCUGCGAUAUAUGUACACGUAGGCCCUUGGUUUUGCAGUUGGAGAAUAGGCCGUCCUCUUCCUCUUCCUCUUCCGAUGAUGGCAGUGAAUGGGGUGAGUUUCGCCACUUGCCCGGGAAGCGAUUCUAUGACUUCUCCAAGAUUCGACAAGAGAUUCAGGCUGAAACUGAAAGAGAAGCAGGGUUUAACAAAGGAGUUUCAGAUAAACAAAUUCGCUUAAAGAUUUCUUCUCCAAAUGUCCUUGAUAUAACUCUUGUUGAUCUACCUGGCAUCACUAAGGUUCCUGUGGGAGAUCAACCUAGCGAUAUAGAAGCAAGGACUAGGAAAAUGAUUAUGGACUACAUCAAGCAAGAAUCAUGUAUCAUAUUGGCAGUUAGUCCUGCAAAUUCUGAUCUGGCAACCUCUGAUGCACUACAGAUGGCUAGAGAGGCUGAUCCAGCUGGUUCACGGACAAUUGGCAUAAUUACAAAGCUAGAUAUAAUGGAUAGGGGUACAAAUGCCCGUAAAUUUCUGCUUGGAAAAGUCAUUCCUCUUCGCCUGGGUUAUGUUGGCGUCGUGAAUCGCAGUCAGGAGGACAUUAAUAAGAACCGUAAGAUUGCCGAAGCACUUGCGUAUGAGGAACAGUUCUUCCGUGACCGUCAUAUAUAUAACGGUCUCUCUGAUCAGUGCGGCAUCCCCCAGUUAGCAAAGAAAUUGAAUCAGAUUUUGGAGCAGCAUAUUAGAGCGCUUCUCCCUGGUUUAAAGGAUGAGUUAAAUUCUCAUUUGUUUGCUGUUGUAAAGGAGCUGCGUACAUAUGGAGAGGUUGUGGAAUCAAAAGCGGAACAAGGAGCGGUUCUGUUGAACAUUCUGACAAUAUACUGUGAAGCCUUUUCUGCUAUGGUGGAUGGAAAAAGUCAAGAGAUGUCGACCAAAGAGUUGUCAGGAGGAGCCAGGAUCCACUACAUUUUUCAGUCCAUUUUCGUAAAGUGCUUGGAGGAAGUGGACCCUUGCGAAGAUCUAACUGAUGAUGAUAUUAGAACAGCUAUCCGAAAUGCAACUGGUCCCAGAAAUGCUUUGUUUGUCCCUGAGGUUCCAUUUGAAGUUUUAGUUAGGAGGCAAAUUGCUCGAUUAUUAGACCCUAGUCUUCAGUGUGUACGACUUGUCCAUGCAGAACUAGUAAGGAUGAGCCGUGGAUUCGAAGCAACUGAGAUACAAAGGUUUCCUGUGUUGAGAAGGCAUUUGGAUGAAGUCAUGAAGAAGUUCUUGCACGAUGGCAAAGAACCUGCUGAGAGAAUGAUAGAGAGCAUCAUUCACAUGGAGAUGGACUAUAUUAAUUCUUCAAAUCCAAAUUUUCUUGGUGGAAACAGAGCUGUGGAACUUGCUAUGCAGCAAAUCAGAUCAUCACAGGAUGGUAAUAAUGUUGAAAGGGUACCCAUGUUAGAGGUGGGGCAGAGAUAUCGAGCGGUUGUGGCUAACUCAGUCGUGAACCAGGGUACUCGUCCUCAGUCAAAUAAUGAGAGACCUGUGUCAGCUGCAGGUAAUUCAUCCACGCGGACAUGGGGUAUCCCAUCUAUAUUUGGUGCUCGAGCAUCAUCAUCUGGAGAAAGUUCAGCUAACAGAUCUCUUUUAGAAACUAUUCAUGAUAUUGAGCAGAUCCCUUCUAUGAUCCAAUUGAGAGAGCCUCCUUACACCUUAAGGCCACAAGAAGCAAAAACAGAGCAAGAAGCAGUGGAAAUAUUGGUAACCAAAUUGCUCUUGAGAUCUUACUAUGACAUUGUCAGAAAGAAUGUUCAAGACUUGGUUCCAAAGGCUAUAAUGCACUUUCUGGUCAAUCAUACGAAAAGGGACCUCCUUAGCACCUUUAUACAAAAACUGUACAGAGAGAACCUUUUCCAAGAGAUGUUGAAGGAGCAGGAUGAGGUUGCCAUGAAAAGGAAACGGACCCAUGAAAUGUUCCAUGUACUGCAACAAGCUGUCCAGACACUUGAUGGUGUUGAAGCUGAUGUUUCUUCUGGAAGUCCAAGCCUGGGUACUGAUAUUACCACUGGAUUGCCGAGGAUCCCCGACCCUCUCCACUCAGCAUUGAAUGGUGAGAACAGGUCACAUUCAUCAUUCACCAAUGAUAGAGUUAUGAGAUAAUUUUGUUCGAGACAUCAGUCAUUACUCAUGGUUUUUUAGUCAGGUGGUGGGCCUUGAUGUUGUGUAUUUUCUUAAUUAUAGAAGAAUCCUUGAGAUGUAUCCCCAAUAAUAUGGUUUUAUAGUGCUUUAAAUUCCAGAGCACAGCUAGUGUUUGGAAGGUUUUUCCACUGGAAUUUGUAUUACUCAUAUGAGCUUGAGGUUUUCUUCUUCUUUAAUCUUAUGGGCAAAGGUGAAGGGUAGCAAACAUGUUGCAUUUGACAGGUGCUCGGUUCCGGUGUUAUUUUUUACAAGUUUUUUUGUAUAUAUUUUUUCUCUGUAUAUAUAGAUAAUAAAUAUGCAAGGACACCCCUCGAUUUUUGGCAGCCUUGCAAUUGUGCAGAUGUGUAUGAUUUUUCAAUGAUUUCAGAGCAAGAAUUGAUUGAUUGUCA